GGUGACUGGCAGUUUGAAUAAGAAGCGGGUCCAUCAGAAGAUACAUUGAUACAUUCGGGAUAAUAAUGAACGACAUACAAAAAUAGACAAUAGCUACCAAUCAUGGAGACGGGUAGAAACAUCUGACUUUAUGUAUUUUCUAUAAGUUUCAUCGAUCACUGUUGAUAAAUUGUAUCUGGGCCUUGAUAGAAUAAGCACAGUUAAACAAAAGGUCGAGCUAUCUGGCUACAGUUAACGGUGGGUCGGCAACGACUAGUGCAUUUGAAAAAUACAGUCUAUGAUUUGAACACUCCUUUGCCCGUUAAUAUCACUUAAGUUUCGUUAAUAUCUAUAAUCGUAAAUGAAUCCAACAAAGCCGGUUUUUAUGAAGACAUACGGUAAGGAGAGGCGAAUGAAGUCCGCCUGGAUCUUACCGGAUAACCGAAAGAGGGACUUCGACAGCACACGCUCAACAGACGGGGACAGCUUCGUCGCUGAACCCUCAAAACCUCCGAGGAACAGAGAGAAGAAGACUAGUGUUGCUGUUCGUAGAGAGCGGACUUGUGCAAAAAAAACAACUAAGAAAUGUCUGACUGAGAGGAGCUUUAAUGAGGAGAAUAUCCCGUGUCCUCAGCGUUCUCAGAAGAGCAAGACAACCAGUGGGAGAGCAGUCCGUAUUGCCAAGACAAAAGCCCUGUUGUUAUUAUGUCUGGAAGACACCAGCAAUGAUGAAGAAGAGAACAUCAGCACACCCUCUUCUCCGUGUCCUCGGCCCGCUCAACAGGUCAAGAAAACCAGUGGUAAUCUUCCUUCUGUGAGCCGCUUUGUAACCCGCCGUGAAACCCGCUGCAGAUGUGCCCCUGCCACCACACCCAAAAAACCUGAAGCAACUUUCACUAAUAUACUCAACUCUUCAAAGGAGUUUACUACUCCUGGUAGGAUUUUCCGGCCUGCUAGGAGGAGGGUCCUUCCGUCAUUUGCGGAGAACUCUGUGAAUGUUGCAGCGCCUGCCAGCUUUUCCCCCAACCCGUUCCAGGAGGUAUCCCUGAAUGAGUCAACGGAGCACAGCCUCGCAGCCUGCCCCAGGAAACCCAUCUUCUGCUCCACACCCUCAGCAGGAUCCUUCAUCAAACGGCCACACCGUGAACCCCUGUCAGUCACCGAUCAAUCUUCCACCCUUCCAUUCCUUUCAGUUAGUGGUGUAGGUGUCACAUUCCAAGAAGACUUGGCUUCACCAGGGCGGCCCUUCUCCCCACCAUGUUCUUCACCAUCCCUUGGGCUUCAUUUGGAGGAGAAGCCAAAGUCAAGUCUAUGUGAACAAAAAGCAGACCUGGAUCACCAUGAAGAACUUUCUGAUGAUUUGCUUGUGGAGAGCAAAGGAAGCAGCUGUGGUGAGGGAGCCAAAAAGCCCAGUGAAGACAUAAAGAAAAAAGAUUUUGGGGAAUUACCAAGUCUAAUUCAGCUUUCUACCGAUGACGGCAAUCAAUUUGUAUCAGCAGCAGAAGGGUUAGAGUUUAUGAUCGAUGCUCUGAAGGAGCAAUGUUUGACAGAGCGCUGCACCGUGUACUUGGAAAGAUUUGGCAACCUCACUAUUUCUCUGCUAUGCGGUAAAACAACCUUCUCAUCCGGUUUGGCAGAUACAAGCAUAGCCCACAGUCUCCUAACAAGUGAACAUCCAUCAUCCGUGGAUGGCUGUCAACCUGUGGACCCCUCACAGUCUUUAGUACCAUCAUUUCAUCUCUUAGUAUCUGCAUCUUCAGGAACUGACAGUCAAAGCUCUAUCAGUUCUCCAUCAGCUGAGCUCUCAUCCACUCAGACAUCCAUGGAGAAGCUUGCGUCAGUUCUAGAAGUUGAGUCGACCCACGACAACAACAGCAGUGUUGAGUUUAUCAUGGAAACACAAUUACCAGCCAACCACAUAAAGGAUGAAUGUGUUAAUAAGAAAGUCACAGUUUCAGUCAGAAGGUCAGAUGCAAACAAGUCUGGAAAUGACAAAACAUUUGACAUUAAGGACCCAGAAGGUUCAGGAGAAAUCCCUGAGGGAGGGGUGGCGUCUGUUAGACAUUCAAUAAACAACAGCGGCCCAGUAGAUCAGACACAUUCUAAUGACAGAGAAGCAGAAGAAAAAGCAGCACUGAUCGUAACAGUCCUUAAGGAGCGAUGUCUUAGCGGCAAUGUCAAGGUAAAGAGAUGGACUAGAUCACAACUAAGAGAAUGUCUGCAGCUCAAAGACACAAUGCAUAAAUCACCCACAGUUGUGGCAGACUUGAACAGUGAUGACCAGCCACAGAAUGCGGGGUCUGAAAGUGACACUAAACAUUGUAAUAAAGACAUUUCUGCCUGGAAAGCCAAUGUAAAAAAGAGGGGAACAUUGUGCUCAACUAGCUCUCAGGACAAGAUCUUAAAGAAUGUCCCCAAAGGAAAAAUGAUGUCUCUGGCUCCUAAAGAAAAGAAAAGGAAGAGCAUGGACCGACCUGGGACGACAAGGAAGGCAUGUGUCAGCGGUCUGAGUGUGAGUCGCUGGAAGAACAAAGGCGGCUCCAGCAAACAGAAGGUCAGAGGCAGCACUGCACAGGCGUCUGGAAACACAACGGUGGACUGCAGCUUCAACGAGCUGAUGUCCACACAACACAAAAAAUCAGGGGAGCCGUCUGGAAACAACAUGAAUUUCUUCACCCCGGUGAGAGAGGCAAAGCUUAACCUCUCGUAUCUGUUGGCUGACCUAACACCCAACACACACACCUGGAGCCGACUCAAAGCUGCCCUCUCUGUUCAUCGCAAGGGCAUGGUAAAACAUACUCUGGGCAGUUUACGCCUUUCGGAAUCAAGUGUGGGCGCUGCAGAUUUAAGCAAGGACCUCUUUGCUACUCCCUUUCGAACACCGUUUCCCAAACACCUCCGGUCACAGCUGCAGAGCUGCGAUUCUCCGCUUGUGUGUGAGGAUGCUGAUCUGUCAGAUGCAGAGAAGGUGUAUGCUGAGUGUGACCAGCCCCGCGCUCUGCCCUGGGAGGAGUGUAUACUCCCUCAACGUAUGAAACAGUGUGUGAAGAUAGGAGAGGGGACCUUCGGGGAGGUCUUCUCCACCACCAACGCCUUAGGGGACAAAGUUGCACUCAAAAUCAUUCCAGUAGAGGGCAGUGAGAAGGUAAAUAGAGAGGACCAGAAGACAUACGGAGAGAUUCUCCAUGAGAUUAUUAUCUCAAAGGAUCUGAGCAGCCUAAAAGACAAGCAGCAGAACAAAACUCACGGAUUUAUCGGACUCAACGAUCUCCACUGCGUUCAAGGCUGCUACCCUCCAGAUUUCAUGAAUGCUUGGGACACCUUCGACGAGAAUAAAGGCUCUGAGAACGACAGACCAGAUUUCUUUGAAAAGGAUCAGUUAUUCAUCAUCUUUGAGUUUGAGUUUGGAGGCACCGACCUGGAGAACAGCAAUGGAAUGCUGUCGUCUUUGUGCGUGGCAAAGGGCAUCCUUCAUCAGGUGACCGCUGCCUUGGCUGUGGCUGAGCAGGAGCUACACUUUGAACACAGGGACCUCCACUGGGGCAACGUGCUGGUCCAAAUAACCAAGGAGAAGAGCGGGAGCUUCCUGCUGAACGGAGCAGCCCACUCUCUGGAAACCAAAGGGGUGUUGGUCCGCAUCAUUGACUACUCUCUCUCCAGACUAGAAAUCGAUGGUCUGACGGUCUCCUGCGAUAUCUCGAACGAUGAGGAACUCUUCAUGGGCCAGGGAGAUUACCAGUUUGAGAUCUACAGACUAAUGAGACAGGAGAAUGGAAACAACUGGAGUAACUACCACCCCCACUCCAACGUGCUGUGGCUGCACUACCUGUGCUCCAAGCUGCUCUCCAUGAAGUACCAGAGCAUGAGAGGGAGGGGGGUCAAGGGAAUGCGAGAGCAGCUCACUCGUUUCUAUGACAACGUCCUCCAGUACAGCUCUGCGAUGGAGGUGCUGCAAAAGUGCCCCAUGUUACAGUAGUACGUGAGCACUGAACACAGUACUUUUUUUUUUACUAUGAGAGGUAUGAGUUCCAUAAAUACAUUUGUGUCGUUUCUUUCAGAUAUGGAAAGUUAAGACCGUUGUUUCUGUUCUUGUAGCACAAUCUAAUGUAAAAUGUUUCAGAAUUUUACUAAGGUUAUUAAAGUAACCGUUUGAAAAAAGUAUUCUUGUGUCUUUAAUUGAAUUUUAAAGUGUAAUAAUGCCUGUUCUUCCACUGAUGUAUUUUUCUUUUAAUAGCUGAUAGCUAAUAGUUCAUUUUGUUACUGUAUUCGUCCAUAAUACAUACUGUAUAUAUGCAGAUCAAAAUAUUCUUAAUCAAUAAAUUGUAUCUGAUUGUUAAAACCAUCUAAAAGUUGUAUGUGAUCACAAUUUGUGCAAUAAAAAAUAAUGAUGUUUUAUUAUUAAUAAACUAACCAUU
This is a messenger RNA of Trematomus bernacchii (emerald rockcod), 4394 nucleotides long. It is a transcript of the gene haspin, whose product is annotated as histone H3 associated protein kinase. NCBI's taxonomy places the organism in Eukaryota, Metazoa, Chordata, Actinopteri, Perciformes, Nototheniidae. Gene Ontology annotation, molecular function: ATP binding; histone H3T3 kinase activity. The transcript is spliced from 15 exons. The record is from RefSeq and is a predicted model, not a curated record. The coding region runs from base 341 to 3955 and encodes 1204 amino acids. Gene Ontology annotation, biological process: intracellular signal transduction; mitotic cell cycle; protein phosphorylation. Gene Ontology annotation, cellular component: cytoplasm; nucleus.